This is a messenger RNA of Pteropus alecto (black flying fox), 3110 nucleotides long. RefSeq names its product methyl-CpG binding domain protein 1 (gene MBD1). NCBI's taxonomy places the organism in Eukaryota, Metazoa, Chordata, Mammalia, Chiroptera, Pteropodidae. The record is from RefSeq and is a predicted model, not a curated record. Bases 217 to 2349 code for a protein of 710 amino acids. Gene Ontology annotation, molecular function: zinc ion binding; DNA binding. The transcript is spliced from 16 exons.
CCGAGAGGCGGGCCCCGGAUUUCCGGUUUCGGGGGCAACGAACGGCCGCGGCGGCGACAGCUACCGUUUCAGAGGAAGCGGCUGUAGAGGAGGAAGAAGAAGACCCCAGCAAGGCGGGAGUCACAGGCGGGACCCUCGUCAUGGGUCCACGGACCUAGAACAGAGGAAGCUACCGGCCCGGUGCCGAGCUGGCCACUGCUCCUUCCUUUGGCCCCCAUGGCUGAGGAGUGGCUGGACUGCCCAGCCCUGGGCCCCGGCUGGAAGCGCCGUGAGGUUUUUCGCAAGUCAGGUGCCACCUGCGGACGCUCAGACACCUAUUACCAGAGCCCCACAGGAGAUAGGAUCCGAAGCAAAGUUGAACUGACCCGAUACCUGGGCCCUUCGUGCGACCUCUCCCUCUUCGACUUCAAGCAAGGCAUCCUGUGCUAUCCAGCCCCCAAGGCCCAUUCCUUGGCUCUCCCUAGCAGAAAGCGGAAGAAGCCUUCAAAGCCAGUCAAAGCUCGAAAAUGUCAGGUUGGAUCCCAGAGGGCUGAGGUCAGGAAGGAGGCCCCAGGGGAUGAGACCAAGGCUGGUGCUGACACAGUCCCAGCUUCGCUCCCUGCGCCUGGAUAUUGUGAGAACUGUGGAAUCAGCUUCUCAGGGGAUGGUACCCGAAGGCAGCGGCUCAAGACAUUGUGCAAGGACUGCCGAGCGCAGAGAAUUGCUUUCAAUCGGGAGCAGAGGAUGUUUAAGCGUGUGGGCUGCGGGGAGUGUGCAGCCUGCCAGGUGACCGAGGACUGCGGGGCCUGCUCUACCUGCCUUCUGCAGCUGCCCCAUGAUGUGGCCUCGGGGCUGUUCUGCAAGUGUGAGCGGAGACGAUGCCUCCGGAUUGUGGAAAAGAGCCGAGGGUGUGGAGUAUGCCGGGGCUGUCAGACCCGAGAGGACUGUGGACGUUGCCGAGUCUGCCUUCGCCCUCCCCGCCCUGGUCUCAGGCGCCAGUGGAGGUGCGUCCAGAGGCGCUGUCUACGGCACCUUGCCCACCGCCUCCGUCGCCACCAUCAGCGAUGUCAACGACGCCCUCCCUUAGCUGUGGCUCCCCCUGCUGGUAAACGUGGCCGUCUCAGGGGAGGCUGUGACUCCAAGAUGGCUGCCCGGCGGCGUCCCCGAACCCAGCCACUGCCUCCGCUUCCUCCAUCACAGCCUCCAGAGUCCCCAGAGCUGCACCCCAGAUCUCUCAUCCCCUCGCCACCUGCCGAAUUCAUCUAUUACUGUGUAGACGAGGACGAGCUACAGCCUUACACAAAUCGCCGGCAAAAUCGCAAGUGUGGGGCCUGUGCAGCUUGCCUGCGGCGGAUGGACUGUGGCCACUGCGACUUCUGCUGUGACAAGCCCAAAUUCGGGGGCAGCAACCAGAAGCGCCAGAAGUGUCGUUGGCGCCAAUGCCUGCAGUUUGCCAUGAAGCGCCUGCUGCCAAGUGUCUGGGCAGGGUCUGAGGAUGGGGCAGAGCCACCCCCACCUUACCCUCGUCGAAAGAGGCCUGGUUCUACUCGACGGCCCCGUCUUGGCCAUACCCUGAAGCCCCCCUUGGCCACGCCCAGAGCCCGAUCUGAUCAUGCCCAUACUCCAAUGAAGCAGGAAGCAGGCUUUGUGUUGCCCCCACCUGGCACUGACCUUGUGUUCUUACGGGAGGGUGCAAGCAGUCCUGUGCAGGUGCCUGGCCCUGCCUCAACUUCCACAGAAGUCCUUUUGCAGGUGAGGGCCCCACCUUAUUCUCUUCUUCCCAAGCCUACCCAGCCUUGUACCAGGAAGCUGGGACCAAGUCUACUGCAAUCCUCCUUCACACAGGAGGCCCAGUGCCCUGGCCUGAGUUGGGUUGUGGCCUUACCCCAGGUGAAGCAAGAGAAGGCGGAUGCCCAGGAAGACUGGACACCGGGCACAGCCAUCCUGACUUCUCCUGUAUUGCUGCCUGGCUGCCCCAGCAAGGUAGUAGGCCCAGGCCUGCCACUUGUAAAGCAAGAGCCACUUGACCCUGAGGAGGACAAAGAGGAGAAGAGCAAGGAUGACUCAGCCUCUGAUUCGGCCCCAGAAGAGGAGGCAGCAGGGGCUGGCACACCAGUGAUCACCGAGAUUUUCAGCCUGGGUGGAACCCGCCUCCGGGACACAGCAGUCUGGUUGCCAAGUCUGCAGGGCAGGCAAUCGAGGAAGGAAGGUGGACGUAAAGCGUGGGAGACGGAGGACACAUUGGCGCCCACAAGCACACGAUGGAACCGCCGAGGAUGGCCCAGAACCCACGUCAGUCUCUCAUCACGUCCAGCUUCGAUGAUGUUGGUGUCCUGCAGAAGAAGCUGGUGCCCUUCACCACAGAGUUAAAUACGCAUCUGGCCUAGGAAUUAGAGAAGCUGAGGGAAGAUCCUGGGGAAGAUGGAGCAACUGCAAGCCUGGCUGCUGCCCCACACCAAGGAGGCGAGCCAGCAGAUAAAUGACAGCGUGUGUGAACUGCAACAGUACCUGGUGCCCCUGUAUCAACCUUUCAAGUGUAAAAACAAUAUGCUGCUGCUUCACUUCUGUCCUCCAGUUAUCAUGUAAAAUGUUUCUUGUGGCCCAUCUUAACCAGAAGCAUGGGAAGGGAGUCCUGGGAAACAAGACUAGUCAAGGUGUCACAUUACAAAGCCAGCCAUGAAUCAGCUCCCAAGGGUCUCGCUACUCACCCGAGGAUACCUUGAUAAACCUACAUUGCAGGAAAUGCAAAGCUGAAGACCAUGGAUUUCAUGGUGACUCCAGCAAGUACAGAAAUUCUGUCAAGCCCACCCAGUAAAAAUGCUGGUCUUGGCUCUUUUUGUUUUUCAUUCAAGUAUUGAGAACCUGGCCCAUGGUAGGCACUGAACUUAAUACUGGGAUACAGCAAUGAGAAAGAUAUAGUCCAUGCAAUUUUAUUAAAUACAUCAAUCUGUAUUACCAAUGGUGAAUCGAUAUCCAACUUUAUCAUGGAGUUUAAUGGUGAAAAUAUAGAAUUCAGGAAACUAUCUGGAGGACAGCCCUUGUGUGAACCUUGUUGGGCACAAUAGGAAUUGGAAAUAAUAUAAAUAGUUUCUGUCUCUAAGCUGUUCUAUUUUAAAAUUAUUUUUAAAUGA